Molecule: messenger RNA, 1626 nt
Organism: Helianthus annuus (common sunflower)
Lineage: Eukaryota; Viridiplantae; Streptophyta; Magnoliopsida; Asterales; Asteraceae
Exons: 4
Coding region: 1-1626 (541 amino acids)
Source: RefSeq, a predicted model, not a curated record
AUGAACCUUUUUUUUGAGGUAUUUGGGUCACUUGAAGAAUUGAAGAAUUGGGUAUACAAAAGAGAAGUUGCGAAAGGUUACGUCAAUGUCACCCAACGAACGAGGAAAAAAGGCGAAGGUGCGUCAGCAAGGACAGUGAAGAUAUGGUUGCAAUGCGAUCGUGGCGGCGAACACAAAAGUAAAGCAUCCGUUCGGCGUUCCGGUAGUAAAAAGGUCGGCUGUCCUUUUAGUCUGAUAGGGAAACUAGACUCAAGUAGUGGUAGUUGGAGCCUUGUGGAGAAGAAAAACAUUCACAACCAUGAGCCUGCUGAAUUUCUCGAGGGCCACGCGUUUGCUAGAAGGCUGACCCCGGACGAAGAAUCACUGGUGGAGAGACUUUAUAUGCAAGACAUGGAGCCUACAAAUAUACAUUUAACCAUAAGAAAUCAGUACCCACAUAGCGUGUGCAUUCUACAAGAUGUACAAAACGUGAUUAAAAAGAUUAAACGAAAAUGUACGGCGAUCGAACUCCAAUGCAGAUAUUGGAGAGCAUGUUGCAAGAAGAAAGAUGUUCUGGAUUAUUUUUAUGAUGUGUGGCUGAAAGAUUAUAAAGAAAAGUUCGUUUCAGCUUGGACUAACACAGUCCCUAAUUUUGGUCAACAUACAACCAACAGAGUUGAAAGCCAACAUUCUAAGUUUAAGAGAUACAUUAAAGGGCCAAACAACUCGCUCCAUAGACUUGUGUGUCAUGUUGGCAAAGUUGUAGAGUCACAAAAGAUACAAAUAAAACUUAGUUUUCAGGAGAGCAGGUCCGUGCAAAUGGGGGACCACAUAUUUCCAUUUUUUGACAACCUACGCGGUAAUGUUUCCCAAAAAGCCUUAAAGUUAUUGGUUGUCGAGUGGAAGAAGCUAAAUGUGUUGAGGGCAGGAGUGGGGACUUGUGACCACCAGCUUUCUACGGGUUGUGGGUUGCCAUGUGCUUGUCAGAUGGAGUGGUGGGAAAAUACAGGUUGCAAAAUUCCACUUGCCGCGAUAGAUAAAUUCUGGACAAAACUUGAUUUUUCGACAGAAGAACUUAAUCAAGACGAGUGUAAUGUUCAGGCGGAAAUGGAUAACCUCACACAGCAACUACAUACGCAGCCACCUCUAGUGGUAAAAAGUAUGUUGUCGAAGAUGAAAGCGGUGUUGAAUCCAAGUAUGACUGACCAUCAACCGCCUGAGGUACAACAAGAUACUAGGGGUCGCCCAACUACGAAAGUAAAACAACAAAAGAAUAAAGAUAAACAACCUGAAUCACAGAGGAACGAAUACACUCAAAAGCCAAAUGUGCGACGUAGUCGUUCAAAGAAAACCAAAGAAGAAAAAAAUACACUUCCAAUUAUAGAUAAAGACUUUCCACGGUUGGCCGGGCACAAGUACAAAAACGUGAUCGAGCGUUUUAAGGAUUGGCUUCCAUCUAGCUAUCGGAGAUACAUAACGCAUAUCGAAGAGCCGGACGGUAACUGUGGGUUUCGAUCCAUAGCUAUGGGUUUGGGGUAUGACCAGAAAGAGUGGAAGUGGGUCCGCCAAGAGCUACUCGACGAGAUGUUCAUUAACAGAGCGUUGGGGGCAUAUACUCGAAUCAUUGGGCAAGGGAUGUUACGAUAA